This is a messenger RNA of Didymella exigua CBS 183.55, 1196 nucleotides long. RefSeq lists its product as uncharacterized. The transcript has 2 exons. Bases 251 to 1051 code for a protein of 266 amino acids. NCBI's taxonomy places the organism in Eukaryota, Fungi, Ascomycota, Dothideomycetes, Pleosporales, Didymellaceae. The record is from RefSeq and is a predicted model, not a curated record.
GAAAAAACUUCAUCCUUCCGUAGGCUGGUACCUAUAGGUAUAGGAGACCCUCAGGGACCUACACGGUACAUGUGAUCAAAAAUGAUACUGCCUCCCAGACGACAGGCCCGUUGAGUCUUCUUUCACUCUAACUCAUCGGGUAAGGGUCACUAGACCCACCCGUCAAUGUAAACGUUCCUUUUUGUCGCUCGUCGGAGUCGUCGCAGCUAACGAUUCUCCUAAGACCCAUUCCCCGCGCACCGUCGUCAGCAUGAAGCGCUCACAUGUGGAAGAUGCUGCGCCUGAUCAUUUGAUGGCUUGGGCCGAAGAGCACCUGGGUGGGCAGAUUAAGUUGCGGGGCCGUCGAGGUUACGCGACCAGACUGACCAGAUACCAGACGCGGCGAUUAUCAUCUAAAGGACAGCUGGAAUAUGUUCUUCAUGAUCGAGCUCCUCAGCAGUGCAGUGUAGAAAGUGUCCACGGUGGUUGCGACGCAGACUUAUGCAGUCCUUCUGCGUCUUGUCGACAGCCGAGAGAAGACUCCCGUCAUCGCCAUCAAUUACGACGGUUUGCCAUACACAAUGGACCUCAUGUACAUGUUCUGGCGCACCUUCAGCCUGGAAGUGGGAGUGGACAAGCCCCUCAAGUACCAUCACAUUCCGCCACGCGACCCAUGGCUCCCCGACAUGACCAAACCAAGAUGACCACCAACGCUCUGAUGGAUGCCUCCCUUGCAGGCUUUCAGCUGGAAGACCAACCGCUCAUCAGCGCAGCGCUCGCUAACAUGCGGUCAGGUUUCUUCGACGGCAUCGUGUCUUCAAAUGAGUGGGUGAAAGUCAUCAAGCGUGCCUACAAGAUGGGGUGUAUCAAUGCAGAGCACGCUGAAGUGCAGCGGUGUGUCCUGUUGGCGGCGGGUCAGUAUUACCGCUCUGCCUUUUCGUCCGCAUGGGUCAUCGGGCAAGCCUUUCUGGCUGCUCCAGCAAGGUCUGAAGACCUCCGGCGUGGUUGGAAGUAUACCGUGGAGUGGUUCGAGAAGUAUGGAAGCCGCCAAACUGGAAGUCGACAUAAUUAGCGGUGUUCGCGCAGCGUUUUCGGGCAAUCUUCGGUGAUCUCAACAACACGGAAGUACAUCUAGGGAUGAAAACAUGUAGCCCCUGAAUUUCGCAGGAGUGUGGCAGUGUCGACGUCGUCCUUUCUGUGUCCAUGGGAAGCUCUAA